ACCUGGCUUGGGGGUGUUUUGAAGCUUGUUCAACGUGAUGAGGCUUAGUUUGGCUAUCAUUUUGACUGUUUAUUUGACUGUCCUGGUGUCUUCAGAUUCCGUGGACAAUGUCCGACUGGCGGUCUCCAAAGAGAUCUUGAAUGAGUUUGUCUUUCAAGAAAAAGAAAUCACUAUUCUAUAUACAAUAUAUAAUUUCCAUGAAUCCCGCGCUGCCAAAGAUGUGGAGCUAUUUGAUGUCUUUGCCGAAACAGAAUUUACACUGAUCCAUGGGAGCCCUUCUGCUCGGUGGCCUGUUAUACCUGCCUCCUCGAAUGUCACUCAUGUCUUAAUCCUCAAACCUCAAAUAAAUGGCGUCCAUAAUUUCUCUAGUGCUACAAUUACUUACAAAUCUGGUGAUUUGCAGAGAAGUUCAGUAAGCUUUAACUUUUGUUAGUUUGCGUAUUAUAUUUCUAACUUCCGUAACAUUGUUGUAUAAUUAUCCUCUGUUUAACUGUUUCAUUCGUUUCGAUGUUUGACGCUUCUGAUUGAUGCAUAGAGUAUGUGUCAUCAUCUCGUAGUAUAUGUAAGGUAUUUAGAAAAGUUUUGGCUCUUUGAAAAUGAUUUUUUCCUCAGGACUACAUGUAGUUUCAUGUCGUUCUCGUCGAAAUAUCUAAUAAAAGUUUUUAACAGACGAACAUCCUUGAAAUUACUCGAUAUUGGUUCAUAAGUUUUCAGUAAAACCAAAUCUAAAGAAUCUAGCAAAAAGUAGGGAGUACAUUAAGAACAAAUAUUCUCAUCUUUAAUGUUCGGUUGUAUUACUGGUUACAUGAAAACACUGACGAAGUAUAAAUAUUUACAAACACAAAUCACCCAGACCAAUGUUUAGUAUUAUUAAAACCUAAUUUAGUAUUGUGGCAACACAGUUGAUGUUUUAGGCCCGGUUGUCUAGCUCUGUUAAUGAUCAAACAAACGAACGAUGAAUGAACCACGAGCAUAGAUUCUUCAUUUGAUUUCGUAUGUUUUACCUAUUCUAACCCCAUUUGGAUGACGGCAGUAAUAAAGAAGUAGACACGAGUUUAGUCGGAUGACCCAAUCUGGGCCAUCUUUGGCGCCUUCGUGAUGCAAGUCUGGCUGUAAAAGGUCGGAUCUACAACGCGUCGGUGAGAGCAGUUUUGCUCUAUGCUUGUGAAACCUGGCCUCUCCGAGUUGAGGACGUUAGACGACUCUUUGUGUUCGAUCAUCGCUGUCUCCGAAGGAUUGCUGACAUCCAGUGGCAACACCAUGUUAGUAAGACAGAGGUUCGGCAUCGUGUGUUCGGGCACAGAGACGAUAAUGCAAUUGGUCUCACCAUUUUGAAACACCGACUUCAGUGGUUUGGACAUGUUCUACGAAUGUCGUCCCAGAGAAUUCCACGUCGUGUAUUAUUUGCCGACUCUGGGACUGGUUGGAAAAAGCGGAGAGGUGGUCAGUACGUGACAUGGUGUCGUGGUAUGAAAAAAGGCUGUUCACGACUGGCUUGUGUUGGCCUUUCACGACUCCCUGGCUGGGGUCCUAGAGAUGGUGCAACACAGUGGCUAGGGACGUUAUCAAAAAUGGCUCAGAAUAGAAGCCAGUGGCGAUCCAGCUGUAACCCUUUACUUCAUAAAAAUGGUUAUAUCUUCCUUAACUGAAAGAUUUCUUCUGAUUGUACCUUUCCGUUUCCCCAUUAUUACUAUUAUUAUUAUUUUAUUAUUAUUGCACUGCCAUACACUAAUCUGUUUUUGUUCUUUUUUACGCUCCUUACCUCCUUUUUUUUCUCUUCGAAUCCUCAUUCCUUUUGUGGCGCAUAUAUAUUUGGUGCCCUCUUGUACCAAUAUUUAUGUGUUCAAAUAAAUAAAUUUUAUUUUUUUAUAAAUAAAUAAAUAUAGUCUGAUGGAUUUAUUUCAGGCAUACGUUUACUCGGACAGAUAGAAAGAUGAAAAGCGAAGCGGAGAAGAAUGUACCAACUCAGAAUCUUGCUCAUUACAAGCGUUAAUAUGAUUGAAAAUAGAUAAUAUGUAGUGUCACAAAGAACCAGUAACCGGAUAAAAUAGUAACCGUACUGACGUACACAUGAAAUGUAGCACUACAAGGGCAUAGAUAUAUGAGGGAAUUUCUACUCACUGCCUUCUUGCGGCAGGGUGUUGUUUAUGAAAGUGAAAGGACAAAAAGCGAAUGUCGGGCGCUUUAACUGGGUUGAUGGACACGGAGAGUCCACCUAGGGGAGUUGGAAGACCCUGAUCCCAAAUCAGUGGUUCACAUGAGCUCCAAGAUCCUGAGGGAACAAAUGGCGUAUAAACCAAUUAUUGGUCACCGGCUACCAUGGGACUGCAUCACCUUACGUUGCUUCACUGCCUUGUUGAUUGAACCUUUAAGUCGAAGGCUCCAGAUGUGGCCCGUAAGAAAACCACCUGCUUCGGUUUGGGCACCCGGGCCGUAUCCUAGCCCUCACACAAAUCGAGUGAUUUAUCUGUCGCAUAUCUAUUCGGUGCCUCUUUUUACCAAUGUUUAUGUGUUUAAGUAAUAAAAAAUAAUGUAAGAGGUAUGCGCUGAUAGUCUUAACUUCUUCCUAUGAAAAGAAUAGAUUUAUUAUAUAGGUAAAAGUGAUAAAAUGGUCACAUGGUGUCUGAGUUAUGAAAGACUGUCCGAAAGCUAGGAUAAAUAAUGUGUGGACCAGUAUACUCCAAAAUGCCAUUAAAGGCCUUAUUGUGCUUGGUCAACAAGUAUAGCAUGAAAUAUAUCAAUCUACCGAAGAAAACAGAGUAACUAAGUUUAUCCCCUACUACAUGUAAACAUCUCGCUCAGAUCACAAGAUACUGCCGUAAAGUUAGCUAACAGUAAAGCAACCUCAAACAUACCUCUAGUCUGUUUAGCGCUUGCGUGUUGAGGCACGUAAUGUGAGAGCACUUUAAUAACCAGGACCAGAUCCCGUACCCUUCAUAUUUCUUAAGUUUUCAUCGAAUGUAGAGGGAAAUUGUUCUAAUAGUUACAUUUUUCUUGUGACUGGUUAACCUUUUUUAUGAAGUAAAAUAAUGUUUAUACAUGCUGAAUAAAAACACGCUAUUAUUUUUUUCCUGUAGUUUUUGUAUUCUUCUGCACCUGGUCUACUUACAAUUCACAGACUGAAGGAGUAUAACAAGCGUUUCACUUCUCAUACAGUUAGUAAAAUUUUCACUGGUUGUUAUACAAUAUAUGUUAUGGUCUUUUUGUCUUCAUUUAAUUUGUUAUAAUUUCUCUUAUUAUGACCCAGCUAUUCCUAUUGUUUAGUAAUAUUAGAUACUCUAUAAAUCCCCAAAUCAUAAGAUGGUUGAGCAGGAAUGAAACUAUAUUCCAAAUAACAAGGGUAGAUGGAAGUAAGAAGCACAAUAAGAAAAACAUUAGUAUAUUUAUGGUUUUUACAAGAGAAGACUCCAGAGUCUUCUCCAAAUAUCUACUAGCGCUGAUUGGUUAAGAAACAGCCAAUCAGUGUGUCCCAACAUAAUUCUGCACGUUACGUGCUUUAAUCCAAUCUAUAUUCCGCCAACAAUUUCGUUUAAGAUUAUUCUGUAGGUAACGCAAUAAAAUAUUAUCAUUUUUAAAGCUGUAAAACUUAUGUCCACAGUACAUUAUUACAGUCAUCAAUGAACAUACCGUAUUACAUCUACAAUAUAUUACGCAGUGAAUAAAUGUGCUAAAAAAGUGUAGAAAUGGUGAGACUAUAAUUUCUGUACGACCUUUGAGUGACGUUAACUGACCUUGAGAAUGUCCACCUGCUAGCUAGGACCAAAUGAGUGUUAUAAACUAUGGUGAGGAACUAGAAUUAAGAUUUACUGUUGAUGGUUAGUGUUAGGAAUUAGAUUUAUGGUUUUCAUCACUAAUGGACAUCAGCCAUAAUGCCAAAUUGAUAUUUUGACAAUUGUAUAGAUAAAUUUCGCGUCAAAAUCCAAGACUCGUCAUCUUAUGUCUGACUGGUUCGUCCAUUAAUUAUAGUCUCGUUGUGGAAAUUAAGAACGUUCAGUGUACUCGUUCUAUUUAACAUAAAGUUAAUUCUGAAUUCAUUUGUUUCGAAAGCAAGUAAUUUCAAGGUUCUAUCGUCAUUUUAUUGCAUUAAAAAACUUGAAUUACAGUUGGAAGGAUGUUCACAGAAUAAAAUGAAUUCAUUUUAUCAGUUAAGGUUUAUUCUCAAUCUAACAUUUUAUCACUAUGUGCCAUUCUAAUUCGUUAAUAGAACAAAUCCACUGCGUUCCAAUAACACAAUUUUAUUUGCAUAUUUCAACUAAACAGUUUAUUAAAAGUGUGUUCGUAUGUGACCAGACGGAUUCAUUCUUCAAUUCCACUCGUUCUACCUGGAUUAUAUUUCUUGUAGUUCACUUUCUGCUUUAUUUGAUAUUAUUUUCUCACUUCUAAUCUUGUCAAUUUCCUCUCUUGCUGCGCUAAUGAGAUGUGGCAGCUUGGAUCGAAAUAGAUUCAUACCACGUCCUACGUUAUUUAUGACUGGCUUAUCGACUGAUUAUCUCGGUAUGAGAACUCGUAAUCAUAUGUAAGAAUGAAAUGCUCCGCUUUCUGAUAACACUUUUACACAAGUAGUUAUUCGUCUCAAAAUUUUGCAUCGUUUACCGGGAAUUCUCUAAAAUUAUUUAUUAGAAAAGGUGGUUUCAUUAAUAUACAGAAGUAUUUGUGUUGCUUUUCUUUUCCUUCUUUCAACAGAUUGAGUGGAUUGGUUUCGCUUUGUUUGUUACACCGUGCUUACUGAUACCAUAUAUGCUGUGGCGCUCAAGUGCAUCAAAAUACUAGCUCUUUACAGUACUCUUCUUCAUUUGUAUAUUUCUUCUUACGUUGUAUUUCGUUUCUUUGUAUCCAUUAUAUGUAUGUUAUGUAUUUAAAGAGUAUGAAACGUAUUUGGUAAAUAAAUAGAAAAGCGUAUGCUAGUAAUACUGUGG
This is a messenger RNA of Schistosoma mattheei, 4916 nucleotides long. Lineage: Eukaryota; Metazoa; Platyhelminthes; Trematoda; Strigeidida; Schistosomatidae. The record is from the annotation of a GenBank genome assembly.